AUGAAGCCAGUCGCUGCGCUGUGCGUGGUGCUGGUUGUUUCUGCCAGCGCCCAGCUUCUUCGUCCAUGUUUGGCAGUCUAUGGCAUUCUGAAUGGAGCCGUGAAUUUGGUGCAGCGUAAGCUGACGGCAUCGUUGCUGAGCAGUCAAGCUCCAGUGGAUGCCUUCGAGGCCGUAGAAGGGGGGGCCAAUCGCGUCUGCCGGGGCAUCAACGCGUCGGAUGAUGACAAUUCCUACUACGUGGUGCAUGGUGGAAGCAGGGCAGACAGCAUCGAAGCCUGCAAGAGCGCUUGUGUCGACACUUUGGGAUGCAGAGGCAUUGAGUUCAGGCCUGGGCGUUGUGAAGUUUGGGUUCGUGUUGGUGGCAUCCAAGCGGCUGCGGUGACCAAUGGUCCGAUUUGCCUGCGAUAUGUCCCCUUUGUCCUUGCGGAGGGCCAGCUCGAUCGUGCCUGCCGGGGUGGAAGCGUUUCCGACAACAACCCGGCCUACUAUGAGAUCAUGACCGCAAGCUCCAUAGAGGCUUGCCAGGCCAGCCACGCGCACCUUUCAUUCAACUCGAUGGCAGUGAUCGAGCCUGUCGAGGGCAUUGAGGUGAGCUCCAAUAGCUCCAGCGGCAGCUGCAAGGUGUGGACCCGGGCCUCCGGGAUCCAGGCCACGGCGCCCCUUGCUGGAGCCCUUUGCCUCCGCUCUGGAACCCUUGGAGUACCUGAUGCUUUCAUGAAGGUGGAUGGCGGCAGUGACCGGGCCUGCCGUGGCCAGUCGACCUCAGAUUGGAGUCCCUCGUAUUUUCUUUACUUCAGUGCUGCGCAGUCUCCCUCGCUCGAUGACUGCAAGAGCAGGUGCCUGAAGAAUUCAGACUGCAAAGGCAUUGAUUUCAGCGCCAACGGCUGCAAUGUGUGGACGCGUCCCGUUACCACGUCCAUCAGCUUCACAGGCUCCACGUGCCUGCAGUACGAGCCCUUCGUGGGCAUUGAUGGGGGAGACCGGCGAGGCUGUUUCGGCUCGUCGCCUCAGAUAACUACCUUGGCUUUUCCCACAUCGGACCAAUGCAAGGCCCAGUGUGCAAAAACCCGCGCUUGCCAGGGCAUCGAGUACAGCUCUUCACAAUGCAACAUUUGGACAUCCGCCAUCACGGGAAGCUACGCAAGUGAUGCAAGGACCUGCAUGCGCUAUCAGCCCUUCGUCCCUGUGGGCGGUGGCCUAGACAAAGCUUGUGGUGGCAUUGACUCAAUGGACGCAUGGCCCAGCUACUACACACUCGCAAGCUCUGAGUCCCUUUCGGUGGCAUCGUGCAAGACCCUGUGCCUCUCAACCAUUGGCUGCAGGGGCAUUCAGUACAGUGCCACAGGUGGUGUUGGAACUUGCCAGGUUUGGACUCGCCGCGGGGGCAUCCAAUCCUCCAGAGACCUCAGUGGCUCCUUGUGUUUGCGCCUGGGGCCUUGGGACACCUGGGAGGAUGCCAGCGCCUUCGUUCCAAUGUACAAUCCAUCCAGUCCAUCUGACAGCUACAUUUGUGGUGGUGAGGGUCUGUUGGCGCAGCUUCAUGGGCCUGAGAAGGCCGGAUCUGUGCAAGACUGCGAGCUGCGCUGUGCUGCGAUGCCUGGCUGCAGAGGCGUCGACUUCGGCACAGGUGGAUGCCGAACUUGGCACGGCUCCGGAGCUGUCGCAGCGUCCGCAGCUCAAUCUGGAUCGGCUUGCCACAGCUUCCAGCCCUUCCGCGACGUGGACGGUGGCGAGGGCCGGGCGUGCCGGGGUGAGACUUCCGAGGACGUGCAGAGCUCCUACUACCUGGAGAGCUCGGCCACUUCAUUGCAGGACUGCCAAGACCAAUGCGUGAGGCACUCGGAGACAACCCUGGCAAGCGGAGCAUGCAAAGGCAUCUCGUACGACUCGUCUUCCGGCGCCUGCCGCGUGUGGACGCUUCCAGCCGGCAUCGGGGCCACCGCUGCCGAGGCCGCGUCUUUCUGCCAGCGCUACGAGCCCUUCGUGGCCCUGGACGGCGGCCACAACCGAGCGUGCCGAGGAUGGCAUUCGCAAGACAUCUCUGCCAGCUACUAUACAUCUUUCCUUGCUUCUGAAGUUGCCAGCCUGGAAGCCUGCCGUAUCCGUUGCCUCAAGUUUACGAAUUGCCGAGGCGUCGAAUUCGGCCCGGACGGCUGCAAGAUCUGGACUCGAGAUGUCCGGGCGACGGCUGAAGCAUUCGGUUCCAUUUGCCUACGGUUUGCGUCCUUGGGCCUGGAGGAGGUGGCGGGCGCGGCGGACGCCUUCCAGCCGGUGGAGGGCGGCGCAGGGCGGGCCUGCCGAGGGGCCAACAGCACGGACACGCAGGGGUCCUACUACGACUACUACCACCCCUCGGUGGUGACGACCAUGUCCCGUUGCAAGGCCCUAUGCAUUGAGACGUCGGGCUGCCAGGGCAUUCAGUUCAGUAUCCAUGGCUGUCAGAUUUGGACCCGUGUGGGUGGAAUCCAAAGCACGGCCCCGUCGCCGGACCUGACCUGCCUCAGCUACAAGCCCUUCCGGCUCGUGGAUGGCUUCAGCGACCGGUCCUGUCGCGGGACAAGCGUGCAGGACAACGCCCCCUCCAACUUCCUGAGCCUCGCGUCGCCUUCGUUGGCAGCUUGCCAGAGCAGCUGUGCACAAGAGCCCGGAUGCAAAGGAGUGGAGUACAACGUCAGCGGCACGGCGUGCGAGGUGUGGACUCUGCCCUCGGGGAUCACGGCAAGUGUGGCAUCGCCAGGGACCACGUGCAUGAGGUACGAGCCCUUCGUCGCAGCAGACGGCGGCCUCAACCGGUCAUGCCGGGGAGCAGAUGUGGAUGAUGACUGGCCGAGCUACUACGUGGUCCGCGAGUACACCUGGUCCUCUGGCCCCUCCAUCGAGGAAUGCAAGGGCCAGUGUUUGUCGACGCCCGGCUGUCGAGGUGUGGAGUACACGAAAGCCCAGUGCAAGAUCUGGACCCGUCAGGGCGGGAUCCAAGCGACCGCUGCGAGUCCGGGAUCUUUGUGUCUGCGCUUUGGUCCCUUCGACCCCCUGGAGCUGCUCGAUGCCUUCUGGCCCUUCGACGGCGCUGACCGCGCGUGCCGCGGGAGCUCCCGCACGGACCUCCUGCCCAGCUACUACACGUCCGUUGGCCCGGACAAGGCCGCAUCCCUCGAAGCAUGCAAGAGCCUUUGUGUUCGCACCGCUGGCUGCAAAGCUAUACAGUUCACCUCCACCGAGUGCCAGCUCUGGACAAGGAGUGGAGGCGUGGAGGCCACGGUCACGCAACCCGGCUCCUCCUGCCUCCUCUUCCGGCCCUUCCGUGCCGUGGACGGUGCCGAGGACCGGCGCUGCGCCAGCAGCGGUGCCAACGGCGGUGCCAGCGACAGCCAGCCCAGUGACAGCUUGGCCUCCUGCCAGAUGCUGUGCCAAGAUUCUCCAUGGUGCGCCGGCAUCAGCUUCGAGUCUGGCAAUUGCUCCGUGCACACGGGCGAGUUCUCCAGUGAGGCAAGCCAAGGUAGCCGGUGCCUCAGCUACGAGCCUUUCGUGACGGUGGAUGGCGGCGUGGACCGGGCCUGCAGAGGCUCGCACGAAGACGACCUCAGCAGCUACUACUACAAGGGCUACGCCCUGACGGAAGUGCCGACGCUGGAGCGCUGCAAGCUGCGGUGCGCCGCCACGGAGCAGUGCCAGGGACUGGACUUCUCCGCUGAGGGCUGCAAGGUCUGGACCCGGACCCAAGGCAUCCAGGCCACCAAGGCGAGCCCCGGAAGCCACUGCCUGCGGUAUGGAGCCGCAGACCCUUUGCUGAGUGCUUCUGCUUUCGAGGCAAUGGAUGGAGGUAUGAACCGAGCAUGCCGAGGCCAGGACGAGUUGGACAACUUGGACAGCCACUACACCGUCAUUACCUCGUGGCCGGAGAAUUCAUCAAUGGAUGCGUGCCAGAGACUCUGCAUGAACACGGCUGUGUGCAAAGGGAUAGAAUUUCGUUUAGGCGCCUGCGAGCUUUGGACUCUGGCGGGUGGGAUCCAGGCUUCAGUUCAUUCAGCCGGAAGAGCCUGCUUUCGAUACACGCCUUUCCAGACGCUGGAUGGAUUCUCAGACCGAGUUUGUCGUGGGAGCAGCGUGACUGACACUCAAAGCAGCUACUACAACAUCUACUCUCCAGCUGAGGCUCCCACACUGGAUGCUUGCAAAGCGCUGUGCAUGACGACUCCAAGCUGCAAAGGCAUCGAGUACCGAGGCUGGUGUGAGGUCUGGACGCGGCCAGAAGGAAUCGGAGCGGUUGCGUAUUCUCCCGGGUCGCAGUGCACCCGCUAUCUGCCCUUCAUUAACAUCGAGGGUGGGAUCAACCGAGCAUGCCGUGGUUCGAAUCCAUUGGACAGCUACAGCAGCUACUACAACUUUUUCAGUGGGACCACGAUAGAUGAAUGCAAGGUCUUGUGCUCCAGGACACCUGGCUGCAAAGGCAUCGAAUUCCGUGAUGAACGCUGUGAAGUCUGGACUCGGCGUGGUGGGAUCCAGGCCUCGACGUAUACUCGUGGCUCCUUGUGUAUGAGCUACGGCGGGAGUGAUCCUUUCGAUGACAGUCAUGCCUUCAUUGCCCUGAAUGGUGGCAAUCCCACGAUGUGCCAUGGCUUGUCAAAAGUGUCCGAUGGCCAGACUCCGUCAUUGUACGACUGCCAAGUGAGAUGUCUCUCCACGCCAGGCUGUCGGGGAGUCAGCUUCGGCUCUGGCUUAGGCUGCACAACCUGGCUGGGAGGGGAGCUGUCAGAGCUUUCGCCUGAGUCACCCACUGGGAUUUGGGGUGUUUGCCACAGCUUCCAGCCCUUCCGCGAUGUGGACGGUGGCGAGGGCCGGGCGUGCCGGGGUGAGACUUCCGAGGACGUGCAGAGCUCCUACUACCUGGAGAGCUCGGCCACUUCAUUGCAGGCCUGCCAAGACCAAUGCGUGAGGCACUCGGAGACAACCCUGGCAAGCGGAGCAUGCAAAGGCAUCUCGUACGACUCGUCUUCCGGCGCCUGCCGCGUGUGGACGCUUCCAGCCGGCAUCGGGGCCACCGCUGCCGAGGCCGCGUCUUUCUGCCAGCGCUACGAGCCCUUCGUGGCCCUGGACGGCGGCCACAACCGAGCGUGCAGCGGUUCAAGUGGCGACUACACGGAGCUCAGCUUCUCCCAAGCCUCCAACUUGGAUGCCUGCCGCAGUCGCUGCGUGGCCACUGCAGGCUGCACAGGCAUCGACUUCAGCCAGCAGCGCCUCCGCUGCCGAGUCUGGCUGCGCAGGGUCCGGAGCACCCUCUUCGAGUCCGGCUCGAUCUGCCUGCAGUUUGGGUCCUUGGGCCUGGAGGAAGUGGCGGGCGCGGCGGACGCCUUCCAGCCGGUGGAGGGCGGCGCAGGGCGGGCCUGCCGAGGGGCCAACAGCACGGACACGCAGGGGUCCUACUACGACUACUACCACCCCUCGGUGGUGACGACCAUGUCCCGUUGCAAGGCCCUGUGCAUUGAGACGUCGGGCUGCCAGGGCAUUCAGUUCAGUAUCCAUGGCUGUCAGAUUUGGACCCGUGUGGGUGGAAUCCAAAGCACGGCCCCGUCGCCGGACCUGACCUGCCUCAGCUACAAGCCCUUCCGGCUCGUGGAUGGCUUCAGCGACCGGUCCUGUCGCGGGACAAGCAUGCAGGACAACGCCCCCUCCAACUUCCUGAGCCUCACGUCGCCUUCGUUGGCAGCUUGCCAGAGCAGCUGUGCACAAGAGCCCGGAUGCAAAGGAGUGGAGUACAACGUCAGCGGCACGGCGUGCGAGGUGUGGACUCUGCCCUCGGGGAUCACGGCAAGUGUGGCAUCGCCAGGGACCACGUGCAUGAGGUACGAGCCCUUCGUCGCAGCAGACGGCGGCCUCAACCGGUCAUGCCGGGGAGCAGAUGUGGAUGAUGACUGGCCGAGCUACUACGUGGUCCGCGAGUACACCUGGUCCUCUGGCCCCUCCAUCGAGGAAUGCAAGGGCCAGUGUUUGUCGACGCCCGGCUGUCGAGGUGUGGAGUACACGAAAGCCCAGUGCAAGAUCUGGACCCGUCAGGGCGGGAUCCAAGCGACCGCUGCGAGUCCGGGAUCUUUGUGUCUGCGCUUCGGUCCCUUCGACCCCCUGGAGCUGCUCGAUGCCUUCUGGCCCUUCGACGGCGCUGACCGCGCGUGCCGCGGGAGCUCCCGCACGGACCUCCUGCCCAGCUACUACACGUCCGUUGGCCCGGACAAGGCCGCAUCCCUCGAAGCAUGCAAGAGCCUUUGUGUUCGCACCGCUGGCUGCAAAGCUAUACAGUUCACCUCCACCGAGUGCCAGCUCUGGACAAAGAGUGGAGGCGUGGAGGCCACGGUCGCGCAGCCCGGCUCCUCCUGCCUCCUCUUCCGGCCCUUCCGUGCCGUGGACGGUGCCGAGGACCGGCGCUGCGCCAGCAGCGGUGCCAACGGCGGUGCCAGCGACAGCCAGCCCAGUGACAGCUUGGCCUCCUGCCAGAUGCUGUGCCAAGAUUCUCCAUGGUGCGCCGGCAUCAGCUUCGAGUCUGGCAAUUGCUCCGUGCACACGGGCGAGUUCUCCAGUGAGGCAAGCCAAGGUAGCCAGUGCCUCAGCUACGAGCCUUUCGUGACGGUGGAUGGCGGCGUGGACCGGGCCUGCAGAGGCUCGCACGAAGACGACCUCAGCAGCUACUACUACAAGGGCUACGCCCUGACGGAAGUGCCGACGCUGGAGGGCUGCAAGCUGCGGUGCGCCGCCACGGAGCAGUGCCAGGGACUGGACUUCUCCGCUGAGGGCUGCAAGGUCUGGAACCGGACCGAAGGCAUCCAGGCCACCAAGGCGAGCCCCGGAAGCCACUGCCUGCGGUAUGGACGGCGUGAUCCCGUCUUGGACACGUCCUCUUUCAAGCCCGUGGAUGGUGGCGUCGGGCGCGCGUGCCGUGGUCAAGACGAGACAGACAACUUGGACAGCCACUACACGGUGCACGUGUUCUGGCCGGAGAACUCUACGUUGGAAGCGUGCCAGCAGCUUUGCAUGGAAACCCUUGCCUGCAAGGGCGUGGAGUUCCGGCUGGGAGCUUGCGAGAUUUGGACUCUGGCCGGCGGCAUCCAAGCAUCGGUAGGAGCACCCGGAAGGACCUGCAUGAGAUAUGAGCCGUUCCAGUCUGUCGAUGGGUUCUCUGACCGUGUUUGCCGUGGCAGCAGCUCCAGCGAUACUCAGGACUCCUACUACGCCAUAUAUUCACCAACCCAAGCUCCUUCGAUGGAAGCCUGCCAGUCCUUGUGCAAGACGACUCCAGGUUGCCAGGGAAUUGAGUACCGAGGUUGGUGCGAGGUGUGGACUCGACCUGAUGGCAUUGGGGCAGUGGCGCCCUCACUGGGAUCGCAGUGCCUGCGGUACCAGCCUUUCGCUGGCGUGGAUGGCGGGGUGAACCGUGCCUGUAGGGGAGUGGAUCCCACCGACAGCUGGAGCAUCUACUACACAGUCUUUGCGCAGGAGCAGGCAGCUACUGUAGAAGCUUGCAAAGCCAAAUGCAUUGCAGCAUCAGGUUGCAGGGGCAUUCAGUUCCAACCUGGAAGGUGUGAGGUGUGGACGAGGCGUGCUGGGAUUGGGGCCACUGUAGCCAGCGCGGGCACGAUCUGCAUGCGCUACGACACCUUCAACGUGGCCGAGGCGAGCGAUGCCUUCGUGACAGUCGGCCCCAACCAGGCAUGUCGAGGAUCAAGCCCAAUCGACGACCAGCCGAGCUAUUACAUUCUUCGUGGGCCAGAUGUGGCGGCCAAUGAAGAAGAAUGCCGACUCUUGUGCAUGGCCACACCUGAGUGUCAGGGAAUCGACUUUAGCUCGGAUGGUUGCAAGGUCUGGACAAGAAAAGCCGGCAUCGAGAGCUCUGCCGCCUGGGGAGGUGCCACGUGCUUGCGAUAUGAUCCUUUUGAGCCAGUGGAUGGUGGUGAGGGCCGUGCGUGUCGCGGGGCUGAUGUCAAUGAUGACUCGCAAGACAACUAUGUACUGCAUACCGUAGCUACAGUGCCCACUCUUGUAGACUGCAAGAUCAAGUGUGCCAGUACCACGGGCUGUAAAGGCGUGUCCUUCUCCGAAUCUGGCUGUCAAGUUUGGAUCCGGUCGGGCGGCAUCCAGGCGAGCGCCCCAUUGAGUAGCAGCUCCUGCUUCCGCUACAUGCCCUUCACCCCUGUCGGCGGAAACGACCAAGCCUGUCGAGGAGCCCACUCCCAAGACAACAACGCCAGCUACUACCAGUCAUUCUCACCAGAGCAGGUGCCGUCCAUGGAACUCUGUCGCUUACGGUGUGCUGCGACAGAUGGCUGCACUGGAGUCGAGUUCGGUGCCUUGGGGUGCAAAGUGUGGACUCGCUUCGAAGGCAUCCAGGCAACGGAGUUCGUGGCUGGCUCCCUGUGCCUCCGCUUCGGCAGCCCGAAUGAACUGCUUGAUGCAGGCGCCUUCAGGCCCAUCGACGGUGGUGUCGACCACGCUUGCCGUGGCCGCAAUGAGACCGACAAUCUGGACGAGUACUACACACUAUUCUGGGCGUGGCCGGAGAACGCCUCACUCCAGGCUUGUCAGGACAGGUGCGUGAGAACUCCAGGUUGCAGAGGCGUCGAGUUUCGGAUGGGAGGGUGUGAGAUUUGGACGACUCUGAUCGAAGCGACGGUGCCGUCCGCUGCAAGGACUUGUCUCAAGUACGAACCUUUUCGGACCUUGGGUGGCUUCAAAGACCGUGUUUGCCGGGGCAGUUCUUCAACAGACAGCCUGAGCAGCUACUACACACUCACUGGCCCGGAUGUUACCCCAACCCUGGAUGCUUGUCAGAAUCUGUGCGUAGCAACUCCGGCAUGCAAGGGUGUCGAGUACAGAGGCGGCUGGUGCGAAAUCUGGAGGCGCCCAGAAGGCAUCGGGGCAGUCGCGGUGUCUCCUGGUGCCGACUGCUGGCGGUACGAGCCCUUCCUAGAGGUGGACGGCGGCCUGAACCGAGCCUGCCGUGGGGCCGACGCCGCGGACAGCUGGAGUAGCUACUACACUCUGGUGUCAGCGAGCUCGCUCUUGGAAUGCAAAGAGGCGUGUCUGACGCAAUGGAACUGUAAGGGCCUUGAGUACCGCCAGGGCUCUCUGCACUAUCCCGGGAGGUGCGAGGUCUGGACGCGCCAGGCUGGCAUCCAGGCAUCGGCCCCGAGCACGGGCGCGCUUUGCCUCCGGCUUGGGGGGAGUGAAGAGCUGGCGACGGAUGCCUUCUUUGCUUUCCAGGGCGGCCUAAACAGGGCUUGCCGUGGCUCCGACCCAGCUGAUGACCAGGCAAGCUACUACGACUGGUAUGGGCCGGCAGGGAUCGAAACCUUGGAGCAAUGCAAGCUCCGCUGUGCGUCCACGCCAAACUGCCGAGGCAUCGACUUCAGCGAUGAAGGAUGCAAGGUCUGGACACGGGAGGUAGCAAGCAGCUCAGAGAGUGCAGGAUCCACGUGUUUGCUUUUCGAGCCCUUUCAGCCAGUUGAUGGUGGAGAGAAUCGUGAAUGCCGCGGUUCUGAUACCUCAGACAUCUCUGAAGGCUACUAUAGCCGGAGUCCGGCACUGUCACUCCAGGACUGCAAACUGCAAUGUGCCACCACCAGCGGCUGCACCGGCAUCUCCUACAACACAACUGGGUCAAGCUGCCGUGUUUGGACCGCCACGGUUCGAAGCUCCGUGGAGGCUUCUGGAAGCAGCUGCCUGCGCUACGGGCCCUUUGUGGACGUGAAUGGAGGUCGAGACCAGUCUUGCCGAGGAGGACACAUCUAUGACAAUGCUGCCUUCUACUAUCGGUCGUACACAUUGGCUCAGGUGCCCAACUUGGAGGCCUGCAAAGUGGAGUGUGUCGGUACACGCAGCUGUAAAGGGGUCGACUUCAGCCCUCUCCAGGGCUGUAAGGUCUGGACCAGGGUGCAGGGCAUCGAAGCAACAGCCGCGGCUCCCGGCUCCGUGUGCGUCCGCUACGGCGUGCCCGAUCCCCUGCGCUCUGCGGACGCCUUCCCGGGCAUGGAUGGUGGAAUCAACCGAGCAUGCAGAGGCGCCAACGAGACUGACAACGACGAGAAGCACUGGAUCUUCUACCCAAUCUCGCAAGUGAGGACACUCGAAGCCUGUCAGCUGCGAUGCAUCUUCAAGCCCGGCUGCAUGGGAGUGGAGUUCAAUCGAUGGGGCUGCGAGGUCUGGAUGCGCCCUGAAGGAAUCCAGGCCUCCGUCUAUGCAUCCGGCUACCAGUGUUUUCGCUUCAAGCCCUUUGAAGCGGCAGAUGGCUUCCAUGACCGUGCCUGCCGCGGGCAAGAUGUUUCGGACAACAUGGGCUCCUACCUGAUCUUCUAUGGCCUGUCAUCCGGAUAUGAUGGACAGCGGUCGACCUGCGAGCACCUGUGCGCGUCGACGUCCGGAUGCAAGGGCAUCGAGUUCAGCUCUGGCCACUGCGAGGUGUGGACUCGGGAAGCAGGCAUCCAGGCGACUGCCCCGGCGUUGGGAUCUUCUUGCCUGCGCUUCGAGCCGUUCUCGAACGUGGAAGGGGGCGUGGACCGGGCGUGUCGCGGGGAGGAUCCCUUCGACAACUGGCCAAGCUACUACACACUGACCAGCGCCAGCUCGGUCCAGGGCUGCAAGCAGCUCUGCAUGAGCACGCCUGGCUGCCACGGCAUUGAGUUCAGUAGCUCCGGCCGAUGUGAGCUGUGGACGCGAGCGAGGGGAAUCGGAAGCUCCUCCGCUGCGGUGGGAUACGUGUGCAUGCGCUACGGCUCCUGGGACCCCUCGGAUGUCCUCGAUGGCUUCUUGCCCGCGGAUGGAGCCUUCGACCGUGCCUGUCGCGGAAGGAAUCGGACAGACAUGGACCCCAGCCACUACGUGUCCUAUGCACUGGACAUCGCGCCGACUUUGGGGGCUUGCAAAGCGAUCUGCACAGUCACCCCUGGCUGCAAGGGUGUGGAGUACAGCAACUUCGGCUGUGAAGUUUGGACCCGCGCUGAGGGCAUCGAGGCGACGGCCGAAGUUUCUGGGUUCCAGUGCUAUCGCUACGUCGCCUUUGAGCCCGUGGACGGGGGCACGGGGCGUGCUUGCCGGGGUGCAGAUGCCUCAGACAACGCGCCGGGGAACUUCGUCCUCUACAGCCCCUCGGAGGUGCCCUCCUUGGAUCAGUGCCAGGCGCGCUGUGUGGCCCGGCCCGGGUGCCGGGGAGUCUCCUACGACCCUUCAGAAGGCUGUGAGCUUUGGACGAGGCCCUUUGGCAUCGAGGCCACCGUUGCCAAAGCCGGUUCCAGCUGCUUCCGCCACGAGCCCUUCACAAGUGCCGACGGCGGCCAAGACCGUGCCUGCCGCGGUGCGCAGCCUUGGGACAACUCCUCCGCCCACUACCGGGAAGCAACGCUUCCAAUCCCGACGUUGGCAGCUUGCAAGGUGGCCUGCGUAAACUCCCCUGGCUGCAAAGGUAUCGAGUUCCAGCCAACUGGCAAGUGUUUGAUCUGGACGCGUCCUGGCGGAAUCGACGCGACGGCAACCGCCUACGGCUCUAUAUGCCUCCGGCAUGGGGCUACCCAAGCUGGAGCCACCGAAGAAGGAAGCUUGGUGGGCCAGAUCCACUUGGCAUUGGACCCACGGCUUUGCCUUGAUAUUGCGGGCUUCAACAACGGCGAUUCCGUGCAAGUGGGGCCGUGCUCCUCCUCGGCUCGUUUCGUGAUGAACGAUGGCACAGCUCAGAUUCGUUUGGCGGAGGAUAUGACGAAGUGCUUAGAUGUGUCCGGUGGGGUCAAAAGCAACGGUACGCGGAUCCAAGUCUGGGAUUGCGAAACUCCGGUCCACGGCAACAUGCAGUUUCUCUUUCCAGACGGUGGUGUUGGCCAACUCAGGUGGGCCACUUACCUGGACAUGUGCCUGCAGCCCAUGGGCAACACCAGCGGAAGCCAGGUCAUCCUUUGGAAUUGCAGGCGGGCCUCCGGCUACUCGCGCGUCGUCCUGCCCAGCGGGGAGAUGCGGACGGUGCGCACGCCGAAGUUUGUUGCCCACUAUCUGCCAUGGUUCCUGGGCAACAACGUCGACGAGGCAUGUGCGAGGAGCGGGCCCGACUGCCCCUACAAGAACGACCACUGGUGUUCCGCCUACGGGAACUCCUACUACGCCAGUUAUUUGGGUGCCUACGACAUAACCGGUCCAAGCGUGAUUGAGACCCAGUUGGAUCUGAUGAAAGCAUCCGGUUUGGACGGCCUGUGGAUUGACUAUCAGAUGCCCACUUGGGAUGCCUCUGUAGACCGGAUCGUCGCUGGUCUGAAGCAAAGAGGCAUGGGUUUUGCCAUCAUGGUCGACGCAGCCACCUUCCCGGAUGUGAUGAAUAUUACAGCCGAGAAGGUCAAGAACUGGACCCAGGAGCCUCACUACUACCGCCACCAAGGCUUGCCGAUUGUACCCGUGUGGAAUAACAACUUCACCAUCUUCACGCCGCUGCCCGUGAAUGCGAUCUACAUCUCCCGCUUUGAGUUCGACCCGCCCGAGUGGGCAUCCGACACGUACACCUGGGUUCAGGAUGACUACCUCGUCAGGUACUACGAGCAACAUCAUCCCGUGGUCUCCUCUGGCUCGGCAUUCCGUGGAUAUCGCGAUUGCUAUUUCGACAAGACCCUCAAGGACCCCAACGUGACGCAGCUGGACAUCACGCUGAGCCGGGCGAGGCAGCACCGUCCGGAGUAUGUUCAGCUAGUGACCUGGAAUGACUACACCGAAGGCACUCAACUGGAGCCCAGCUGGAUACGCAGAGAGGGGGAGUGCGUGGACGUUUGCGGCGAGAGCUGCCUUACAGUCAGCGACUGCGACUCCUACGGUCUGCUGACCGACUGCACGAAGCCCGUGGGAUCCGCCACUGGCCCUGCGGAUCCUUCCUGCAACGUGACGGGCAACCUUAGCGCCUUCGCGGACAUCAACCAGGUGGCCCAGUUUAUCGCGCGCGAGCGCUACAUCGGCCAGGUCUUGGCCCAGGCAGCCCGCUACGCCCCGCUUUGA
Molecule: messenger RNA, 13002 nt
Organism: Symbiodinium natans
Lineage: Eukaryota; Dinophyceae; Suessiales; Symbiodiniaceae
Source: the annotation of a GenBank genome assembly